UCAUGCAAUCACGGAGCUGUCAAGGCCAGGUGUUCACCUGUUCCUAAUAAAAGGCGAUUUUUAACCUGCAUUUUGCCCAUAUCUGUUGAACAGUUCGAUUGCAUUGAUAAGUUCGGUAGUUUAUUUAGCCUAGGCUUGAUAAUUAUGCCGACAGCUGGUGAAUCAUCGGAGCAGGCGGCAGCUGGUGAUGGGCCCGGCGGCGCCUCUGGCCCGCCCAAGACAGAAGCGCAGCUCAAGAAAGAGCAGGAGCGAGAAGCCAAAAGACUGGCUAAAUUGGAGAAAUUGAGGCUGAAACAAGAGAAGGAAGCUAAACAACAGGCAGAAAAAGCAGCAAAGUCUGCGGCCAAGGAGAAAAAAGAGAAAGUGGAGAAAGUGUCAGCUACCUACGACAGACCCACACCCCCGGGGGAGAAGAAAGAUGUGAGCGGUCCCUUACCUGAUGCCUACAGUCCUACCUAUGUUGAGGCUGCCUGGUACCCGUGGUGGGAGAAGCAGGGAUUCUUCAAGCCGGAAUAUGGAAGGAAAAGCAUAAGAGAUCCCAACCCCAGGGGCAUAUUCAUGCUCUGCAUCCCCCCACCCAAUGUGACAGGUAGCUUACACGUUGGUCAUGCCCUCACCAACACUGUGGAGGAUGUCCUCACGAGGUGGCAUCGCAUGCGAGGGGAGAUGACCCUCUGGAACCCGGGAUGUGACCACGCCGGCAUCGCCACGCAGGUCGUCGUCGAGAAGAAACUGUGGAGGGAGAAGAAGCUAUCCAGGCACGACCUCGGGAGGGAUAAGUUCGUGGAGGAAGUCUGGAAGUGGAAGAACGAGAAAGGUGACCGCAUCUACAACCAGAUUCGUCUGAUGGGCUCCUCCGUGGACUGGGACCGUGCCUGCUUCACCAUGGACCCCAAGCUGGCCAACGCCGUGCAGGAGGCCUUCAUACGCAUGCACCAGGAUGGCACCAUCUACCGCAGCAACCGACUGGUCAACUGGUCGUGCACGCUCAAGAGCGCCAUCUCUGAUAUUGAGGUCGACAAGCGUGAGCUGCCAGGACGGACCCUGCUCUUUGUGCCUGGCUACAAGGAGAAGGUCGAGUUUGGUGUGCUGGUCUACUUUGCCUACAAGGUUGAGGGCUCGGACGAGGAACUGAUUGUUGCAACGACCCGUAUUGAGACCAUGCUUGGAGAUACAGCCGUUGCCGUCCAUCCCAACGACGAGCGUUUCAAGCACCUGCAUGGCAAGCGUGUCAUCCAUCCCUUCCGUAAUUGCUCCUUGCCCAUCCUCUGUGAUGAGUUUGUUGACAUGAACUUUGGAACUGGUGCCGUGAAGAUCACCCCAGCCCACGACCCCAACGAUUACGAGGUCGGCAAACGCCACGACUUGGAGUUCCUUACCAUGAUCGCGGACGACGGGAACAUCACAGAUGUCUGCGAGCAAUUCAAGGGCAUGAAGCGAUUUGAUGCCCGGAAGGCGGUACUUGCUGCGCUUAAGGAGCGAGGGUUGUACAAAGAGACCAAGGAUAACCCCAUGGUGGUGCCUGUAUGCAGUCGCUCCAAGGAUAUAGUUGAGCCGCUGCUGAAGCCGCAGUGGUACGUAGACUGCAACGACAUGGCGAAGCGCGCAAUAGCGGCUGUGGAAGAAGGCCAGCUGAAGAUUGUCCCCGACAUGCACAUCAAGACCUGGAACAACUGGCUGACAAACAUCAGGCAAUGGUGUAUAUCUCGCCAGCUGUGGUGGGGGCAUCGUAUUCCGUGUUACUUUGUCACCGUCAGCGACGACAGUGUUCCCCCCGGUGAUAAUGUCGACAACAAGUACUGGGUCAGCGGCCGGUCGGAGGCAGAGGCUCUACAGGCAGCGGCUGAACGCUUCAACGUCCCUGCUGAGAAGAUCUCACUUGAACAAGAUGAGGACGUGCUGGAUACGUGGUUUUCGUCCGCUCUCUUUCCGUUCUCCAUAUUUGGCUGGCCCAACCAGACGGAGGACCUGGACGUCUUCUUCCCCGGCACGCUCCUUGAGACGGGUCACGACAUUCUCUUCUUCUGGGUGGCGCGCAUGGUCAUGUUCUCCCUCAAGCUGACGGACAAGGUGCCCUUCAGGGAGGUGUACCUGCACGCCAUGGUACGGGACGCCCACGGCCGCAAGAUGAGCAAGUCACUGGGCAACGUCAUUGACCCCAUCGACAUCAUCACAGGAAUUACGCUAGAGAGUCUACACAAGUUGCUGGAGAAUAGCAACCUAGAUCCCAGGGAGAUCGCUAAGGCCAAGGAGGGCCAGAAGGCUGACUACCCCAACGGCAUACCGGAGUGCGGCACGGAUGCUCUGAGGUUUGCUCUGUGUGCAUACACAGCCCAGGGUCGUGACAUCAAUCUGGACGUCUUGCGUGUCCAGGGAUACCGGUUCUUCUGUAACAAGCUGUGGAAUGCCACCAAGUUUGCCCUGAAGGUCCUCGGAGAUGACUUCACCCCCCUCCGCGAAUUCAAGCUGAGUGGUUCUGAGAGUCACAUGGACCUAUGGAUUCUCAGCAAGCUGGCAGGCGCUGUCAAAGUCUGUGAGGACGGCUGGCCGGCGUAUGACUUCCCUGCAAUCACAACCUGCAUCCAUGCGUUCUGGCUGUACGAUUUAUGUGACGUCUACCUGGAGUCCGUCAAGCCAAUCAUGCGUGGCACGGAUGCGACAGCCCUGGCUACCUCACGCCAAGUCCUCUAUACCUGCCUGGACGUUGCCUUGCGUCUCAUCUCCCCCUUCAUGCCAUUCCUGUCCGAGGAGCUGUUCCAGCGGCUACCUCGCCGGACCCAGAACGAGCCGCCCAGCAUAUGCAUCACGCCCUACCCCGAGACGCAGAAGCAUCCCUGGUACAGUGAGCAACUAGAAGCAGAAGUUUCUCUGGUUCAAGACGUCAUUGGUAAAGCAAGGUCCAUGAGGGCAGACUACAACCUGACCAAGCAGAAGGCAGACACCUACCUGCGAUGUUCGGACCAAGCACUUGCCGAUGCCCUCGCGCCUUACGAAAGCCUCAUCGCUACACUCUCCUCGGCAUCAGCUGUACACUGCCUGGUUGGAGCAGUGCCCCCGGGUGGCUGCGCCAUGGCAACCGUCUCUGACAAAUGUGAAGUGCAUCUUUUACUUAAGGGCCUGGUUGAUACUGAGAAGGAAAUUGGCAAGCUAGCCCAGCGCAUCGAGAAGCUAGAGGUCCAACGCAACAAACUCCAACAGGCAACCAUGGUGCCUGACUACGUCGCCAAGGUCCCCCAGGCCGUGCAGGACAGCAACAAGGAGAAGAUGAGUCAGAUGGAGAAUGAGGUCCAGAAGCUUCAAGAUGCCAUUGAGAUGUUUAAAAAGGUCGGCCAGGACAACUGACCAUCAGCCCCCAACUUGGUCAACCCUUCAAGCAUGUGAAAGACAUCUGGCAGUUAAACUGCAAGCCCAAAGGGUCUAUAACUUUAAAGUCAAUAAUAGUUGAGUAUUGAACUGCUCAAUUUCCAGAAAAUUGUGAUGCACCCAUUAUGCUAUAUCCAGCAAAAAAUGAGACCGAGGCGUACCCCCCCAACGUGUCCAGUUGCUAUUCACACUCUAGACUAUUGUUACCUAAUACAUCCCCCUAGAUGUCUGAAAAGAAUUCCUCAAAUUUCAGUGAAACAAUGACCAACACAAAGCAGGGGGGGCUCUCUUCAUUUCAUACCGGUAUCUUGCUUCAUAUACGGCCAUGUGGUGCAUGCUUGUAACAGUCUGAACUCAUAAAGGAACUGUUUAUUCUUUGAACAGUUUUUCCUUUUCUUUUUUGGUUUUUUUUUUGUUUUCUCUUGUUGUCCUUCCUUCUUUUGUUGACAAUUUCAGGGAAAGUGGUCAUUAGUUAAUUCCAGUUUACAUAAAUAUUUUGUGGAGUAUUGUAGGGGUUUUAGACACUCGCUGCCGGGAUUUCCGGUACUAGACUCCUUGGGUUUGUACGCAUAGACGGGCUGCAGGAAAUCGGACAAAGGAGCUGGGCCUUGUGACAAAAGACUCAGAAC
Messenger RNA from Acanthaster planci (crown-of-thorns starfish), 3992 nucleotides. It is a transcript of the gene vars1, whose product is annotated as valyl-tRNA synthetase 1. Gene Ontology annotation, cellular component: cytosol. Lineage: Eukaryota; Metazoa; Echinodermata; Asteroidea; Valvatida; Acanthasteridae. Gene Ontology annotation, molecular function: valine-tRNA ligase activity; aminoacyl-tRNA deacylase activity; ATP binding. Gene Ontology annotation, biological process: valyl-tRNA aminoacylation. The record is from RefSeq and is a predicted model, not a curated record.